AUGUUUACUGGAUUAGGUACGCUGCGCGUCUCCUGGAAGAGAUGUACUUAUAUUUUCAAAGUCGAAUGCGUGGCGCGCAUUGUCGAUGUCGCGCAAGUCGAUGCACAGAGCGGAUCGUAUGCGCUGACGAUCGGCGAUUGUGCAUUGAUUCUGGGCGACUGCCACGUGGGCGAUAGCAUUGCUGUAAAUGGCGUAUGCCUCACUGUCACACAAUUCAGUCUUGAGGCGCAUGGCGGCUCGUUCCGUGUGGACGUUGCGCCAGAAACCUUGUUCCGCUCCAAUCUUGGGCGUCUUCAGGUGGGAGAUCGCGUCAACUGUGAGCGAGCCAUGGCGCCCACCACACGCUUCGGUGGGCACAUUGUGCAAGGCCAUGUCGACACAGUCGCGACGCUUCAGGCGGUCGAACCGAAUGAGUCGGCGCUCACGCUGACAUUACGCCUCUUCCAUGACACACGAGCUGGUGUGGAUGCGCAUCUUCCGCUCCCAUCAACACUUGCGCCUUACCUAGUUCCAAAGGGCUUCAUCACGCUUGAUGGCACGUCUUUAACACUGAUUGAUGUAUCGCCGCCGCAAGGAGGCGCACUUCAACGUCGUACGGAAGACGAUGUAACGACGCCUGCAUCAGAAACUAUUGAAUUUACCGUCAUGCUCAUCCCUCACACCCAAGAUCACAUUGCUUUGCCGCAAAAGCCCGUUGGCUCCCUUAUCAAUGUCGAAUUUGACAUGGUCGGCAAGUACGUGUACAGGUCCUUGCUAGGCCAGUUUGAGCGCCUCGAUGCCGAGCAUGGAAGCGAUGCAUCGGCUCUAUCCAUGUCGAUGUUGGAACGUGUUGUGGAGCGGGCAAUGCAGAAUGUGAGCGAGCGCCAUCGCUCACCUAACUAA
Messenger RNA from Malassezia globosa CBS 7966, 882 nucleotides. RefSeq lists its product as uncharacterized. The transcript is spliced from 2 exons. NCBI's taxonomy places the organism in Eukaryota, Fungi, Basidiomycota, Malasseziomycetes, Malasseziales, Malasseziaceae. Gene Ontology annotation, biological process: riboflavin biosynthetic process. Gene Ontology annotation, molecular function: riboflavin synthase activity. The coding region runs from base 1 to 882 and encodes 293 amino acids. The record is from RefSeq and is a predicted model, not a curated record.